Messenger RNA from Pseudozyma hubeiensis SY62, 1332 nucleotides. RefSeq lists its product as hypothetical. The record is from RefSeq and is a predicted model, not a curated record. The transcript has a single exon. Gene Ontology annotation, molecular function: phosphatidylinositol-3-phosphate binding; phosphatidylinositol-3,5-bisphosphate binding; protein binding. Gene Ontology annotation, biological process: protein localization to phagophore assembly site; nucleophagy; protein lipidation. Bases 1 to 1332 code for a protein of 443 amino acids. Lineage: Eukaryota; Fungi; Basidiomycota; Ustilaginomycetes; Ustilaginales; Ustilaginaceae. Gene Ontology annotation, cellular component: cytosol; phagophore assembly site membrane; fungal-type vacuole membrane.
AUGUCCACCUCACUCCCCACCAAAUCAUCCAACGCGCUGCUCUCGGUCAACUUCAAUCAGGACCACUCGUGCAUCGCCGUCGGCACGCGCGAUGGCUACUCGAUCACCAACUGCGAACCCUUCGGUCGCGUCUACACCAACGCCUCGGGCCCUACGUCGCUCGUCGAGAUGCUCUUCUGUACGUCGCUCGUCGCGCUCGUAGCGACAUCGGAUACGGAUCCCAAGAGCAACGCUUCGCCGCGACGACUGCAGAUCGUCAAUACGAAGCGACAGUCGGUCAUCUGCGAACUGCUAUUCCCCACAGCGAUACUGGGGGUGAAGUUGAACAGGAGACGAUUGGUGGUGGUGUUGGAGCAGGAGAUUUACAUCUACGACAUCAGCAAUAUGAAGUUGCUGCAUACCAUCGAGACCAGUCCGAAUCCCAUGGCCAUCUGCGCACUAAGCCCCAGCUCGGAGAAUUGCUAUCUGGCGUACCCUUCACCGGUGGCUAGUCCGACGAGUCCCUUCGCUACAGGGGGUGAUGCAGGGACAGGCGCUGCAGCAGGCGGGAGCGAGUCUUCGGCGGGAGACGUGUUGAUCUUCGACCUGCUCUCGUUGAGCGUCACCAACGUGAUUCAAGCGCACAAGACUCCGAUCAGUGCAUUAGCGCUCAACUCCACCGGAACGCUAUUGGCGACAGCGAGCGACAAGGGCACGGUGAUUCGAGUGUUCAGUGUACCCGCAGCGCAAAAGGUGCACCAGUUCAGGAGGGGUAGCUACGCGGCCAAGAUCUACAGCUUGAACUUCAACAGCGUCAGUACGCUGCUCGCGGUGAGCAGCGAUACGGAGACGGUGCACAUCUUCAAGCUUUCCAGCGGCAGUAAAGGACGAGCGAACAGUGGCGGUGAUGUGAGUCCGAGCAUCAGCAGUUUCGACGGUUCCGAGUCGUCCUCCCCGCCAACGCGCGGGUACGAGUCGUUCACCAAGCCCAAGUCGGCCAAAUCGAGUCUCGGCGGAACACUGCGCAGGAGGAGCAUGGCUCUGGGUCGUGGGCUGUCCGGGUCGGUAGGCGGGUAUCUGCCCAACAGUCUCACCGAGAUGUGGGAGCCCAGCCGCGAUUUCGCGUUCUUGAAGCUGCCCAGUCAGGGGGUGAGCAGUGUCGUGGCGUUGAGCAGUACGACACCGCAUGUGAUGGUGGUGACGAGCGAAGGGUAUUUCUACAGCUAUGGGAUCGAUCUCGAGAAUGGAGGCGAGUGCGUGUUGAUGAAGCAGUAUAGUUUGUUGGAUGCGGGUGGGGAGGAGGGGAGUGGUGCGGGGAGAGCCGAGGGUGGGAGGGGGGAGAAUGGCGAUUGA